AUGGGGAAAGUAACGUCCACUCCUCUGCUCUUUCAAUCAAAGCUGGUCUGUUUCUCUCUUCUCUACCUCUUCACCUCUCUGUUUUUAGCUCUAUACACCUCUCUCUCCCAAUCCAAAUGCCUCUUCAGAUCUUCACCUUUCGACCCAAUUCAAACCCCUCUCUUCUCCUACCCUCCCAAUUAUGGAGAACACAAGUAUGCAAUCCCAACCCAACGUAAAUCUUGCUCUUCUCGUGUCUAUUUCUCAGAUUACUGGAAGGUCUUGAAGGAGAUCCAGAAUUUGUGCAAGACUUCUUCGUGGAAUUCAUCGGGUUUGAGGUAUAUGCAGGGGAAGUCUGAGACUUUUGGAGGAAAUUUCAGUACCCAAAAUAGAAUAUCUUAUUUUGUUCAUUACAAUGAGAGCACUGAAGUCCCUUGUGGGCUCCUAAGAAAAUUUCCAGUUAAUGAUUCUGAUAGAGCUGCCAUGGAAGAGUGUAAAGGACUUGUAGUAGUCUCGGCUAUAUUCAAUGAUCAUGAUAAAAUAAGACAACCUAUGGGGAUUGGAUCGAAAACCCUUGAGAAUGUAUGUUUCUUUAUGUUUAUAGAUGAGGUAACCCUCAAAGGAUUUUAUCAGCAUCACUUGAUUCCAGAAAAAUCCGAUAACUAUAAAAUUGGUGUAUGGAGAACUGUCAAGGUUUUGAGCAAGGGAUUGUACGAGAAUCCGGCAAUGAAUGGUGUGAUACCAAAGUAUUUAGUUCAUAGACUUUUCCCACACGCCAAAUACAGCAUUUGGGUGGAUGCAAAAAUGCAGCUGAUGGUAGAUCCAUUACUUUUGAUUCAUACCCUUGUUGUGAAAGAGAACGCUGACAUGGCGAUUUCAAAACACCCUUACUAUGUUCAUACUAUGGAAGAAGCAAUGGCGACGGCGAGGUGGAAGAAAUGGUGGGACGUUGAUGGAUUGAAGAGGCAAAUGGAGACUUACUGUGAGAAUGGUUUGGUGCCCUGGACUCCUGAUAAGCUUCCAUAUCCCUCAGAUGUACCAGAUAGUGCUGUGAUUCUGAGGAAACAUGGACUGAGGAGCAACCUAUUCUCCUGCCUAUUGUUUAAUGAGAUGGAGGCAUUUAACCCAAGAGACCAAUUAGCCUUUGCAUAUGUGAGAGACCUCAUGAGCCCAAGGCUGAAGCUGAAUAUGUUUUCAGUUGAAGUGUUUGAGCAAAUUGCUGUAGAAUACAGGCACAAUCUUAAGCCUGGAGCUGGUACCAGUGAAGGUGAAUCUAAAGGAGAACCCAAAACUAAAAAGACCAGAAGGGCAGGCAAUGAUUUGUUGUAUGUCAAUGGCAGCUGUUGCAGUAAGUGUCAAAGGUAUCUGUUGGAGAUGUGGGGGGAAUCCCCUGGUUGAUGUUGUCUGUACCAGAAACUCAGAAAGGUAAUAGAAAAGGAAUAAACAAGAGAAGGGAGGGGCAAGGAGAGCAGAGUACAUAGAAGAGAAUAGAAAAUAAGACAAAGGCCGAGCAACUACUUUGGAGGCUUUUAACAACAUAUACAGUGACAAGUUGAUAAAGGCAUUUUCUUUCUUGUAAAUGUGAUUGUUCUUUUUGGUGGGUGUUGUUGACAGGUCAUGUAAUUCUGUAGUGAAAUCAUGCUGCCAAAAUAUUUGAACUCUUGAAUCAUGGAGAGAUUCUGCAUUUAAAUCGC
Messenger RNA from Argentina anserina (silverweed cinquefoil), 1673 nucleotides. RefSeq names its product probable hexosyltransferase MUCI70. Lineage: Eukaryota; Viridiplantae; Streptophyta; Magnoliopsida; Rosales; Rosaceae. The transcript is spliced from 4 exons. Bases 1 to 1377 code for a protein of 458 amino acids. The record is from RefSeq and is a predicted model, not a curated record.